Messenger RNA from Aspergillus bombycis, 1173 nucleotides. RefSeq lists its product as uncharacterized. The record is from RefSeq and is a predicted model, not a curated record. Lineage: Eukaryota; Fungi; Ascomycota; Eurotiomycetes; Eurotiales; Aspergillaceae. The transcript has 2 exons. Bases 1 to 1173 code for a protein of 390 amino acids.
AUGCGGCCCCUAGCACCAAGAGAGCCAACUUUCUUCUGCGCCCCCUUAGACGCACACAAUCGAGUCAUCGACCCACCAGAUCCUGCAGGCCUCAUUGAUUAUUUCAGCCAUGGCCAUGCGGUCUAUAUAUCCCCGGAGGAGAAGAUGCGCAAGGAAACGCUUUUCAUGGAGGGAGUGAUGGUCGAUGCCAACAACACAAACCUCGUGUGCGUCUUCGUUGACGUGCCAAAUGCAUACCAGACCGCAGAACUCAUCCGUUCUUCCAUUACCGAACUGGAAAGAAGAUACCAGGACGUCGCCGAGGACCAUAUUGGCCUCCCGCAAAGCCCCAAUGACCUUGAGUAUUAUACCCAUCCCACUAUCUGGAACUGCGGCAUCUACCCUGGACAUCCACAAGCUGCUUUGGGGCCGGGGUUUACGCGAAUUUGCUUCACGUUCGCGACCACCGCUAGACAUAGUGGCGAGGUACUUCAGGGGCUGUAUUACAUGCUCCGGGAAUUAUAUAUGCAUGUCUUAAAGAUGGAGCACAAUGAAACACCGAGCGAGAUGGGAACUCAAGUGUCAGGGUCUCAAUCCCCAGAACCCACUGCAAGAGAGCGAGCUUGGCGAGUCAGAUCACGGGCCCCCCCGAAUAAGCCAACGGACUUUGGCAGAGAGAUCAGCGAAUUUCGGAGAGAGCUGAGGGAGCAUGAGGCAUAUUCUCAUAUGGCUUUAAAGCUAGAUCGGCCCGGAAUACUGUGUCUUUUUGAGCAAUGGGUCGUAGUCGACCUGGUCACGAGAGAGCGCAUCUCCCUCUUCUUCCAUAUACCCUGGAGUGACACCGGAAAUGUCAAUGCCCUCUAUGCCAUUAAGGAAUCCAGGAAAGAAGCAGACAAGAUCCCGAGGAACAAUUCCUCUCACAUGGUACACCCGUCACACGAAGUUCCUGGGGGAAAACAGAGGAUCUGUUUCGAGUUUGAAACAUCUUCGGAGACUCAGGCGGAGGUGCUUGAUUGCGACUUGAACAGACUUUUUGAUGGGAUUGAGCAGGACCUGGAGGAGAUGGACGAAGAAGGUCGAACACUGACUCUUCCGAUUAAGUAUAAUGGUAGUUAUGUGUUUCAGGAAGGAAAAAUUGAUAAGAUCAACGAAUGGAAUAGGUCGCCUAGCAACAUCAAAGCUAAAUCUCUUUGA